AGCGUGUUUUGUAUUACAUAUAAAAGAUAUUUAAUUUUGUAUCGUUAUUCCAUACCGUUCAGAUAAACUUUCAAACGUUUUUCUGUAUACAACCAAAUAAUCAAACGUUAAGCGUAACUUUGAAUACCAAUAUGAGUAAAGGAAAAAUACGUUUUGUGUUUAGCGUCUUAAUCGUAAUAGUGACAAUGGGCAUUUCAUCUGCGUCUCUGACAAAAAGUAAUGGAACAGCCGCGGAAGACAUUAACGGCAAAAUGUUGUUGAAGUUGGGAAGAACGCUGGGUAAGCCAAUCAUAACACUGUUAGGGAUGGCAAUACGGAACCUAGAACAUUUCCGAAGCCCUUGUUAUGACUGGACACAGUGGUCAAGAUGUGGCGCAAUUAGGGGAGGGUACAUAGCUACACGGAGACGAACGAGAAAGUGUGGCAGAUAUAAAUCAAGGGAUAAGUUGACGACUGAAACAGACAUCGGCAUAUGUGAGGGAUUUUGUCCCAAUGACUAUAACGUGACUGCAAACGGAUUCUGUGUGAAACUGUAUGAUGAAGUGACAACGUUUGAUCUUGCGGAAAAGCAGUGUCAGGCAGACGGUGGUCACGUGAUCAACAUUGAAUCAGAGUUGAAAUAUGGUGAUGUAAAGAAAUUAAUGCAGGGAUUUCAGAGAUUUGUUUAUAUUGAUGGUCGGCGCAAGGACACAAGUUCAAAAUGGUUAACCGUUAAUGGUUCUCAGAAAGAGUUUUUCAAGUGGGCACCAGGAGAACCAGACAAUGUUCCUUGUAUUAAGAUGAGUUACUACACUUCAUAUUGGCAUGAUUGUGAGUGCUCGUGUGGUGAGGCUUUUAUUUGUGAAAUAUAACAUUGAAAUUUAUUUGAAAGGCAAGAUUUCUUAUAUCUUAUUGACUGUCAAGUGUGAAAACAAAUGAUUGAUUAAGGUAUAAUCAUUUAAAUGUACUACAUCCGCUUUGAAGUGUUUUCAAAUGUGCUAAAAUUAUUAUAAACUGCAUGCAAACUGAGGAUCGAGUGUUCAAGACCAAAAACAUGGUUCUGUCUUUCCAUUUUAAAUAUUAUCUAUGUAUCUUUCUUAUCCCAUUUUGAAACAAAAAUUAAUAACAAAUAUGGUACUUGACAAUGAAAUAAAAACUAAACGAUAACAUUAUUAAAUAUUUAACUAAAUCAGUCAAUAUACAUUUGAGAAUAAAUCUAAACAAUAUUUAAAAACAGGUUCAUUCUCAUUUUGGUAAACUUUUUGUUUUUCUGUAGGAAAAUGGUCAACAUAAGUGUUUAAAACAUUUUUAAGCAUACUUCAGAUAAUUUGAGUACAAAUAUAACCAUUUUGUGAAUUGUUUUAACCAUAGUCAACAGAAAAAAACAUUUGAGAUAAGAACGAUACGUGUCUGAUUGAUUUUCUUUAGAGUUUUCUCAUUUCAGAAAAAAAGGCACUUCAAAUAUUCAGGUUUUAAUUCAGAAAGGUAUUCAUAACCCGUUAACCGUACAGUCAAUUCUGUUAAAACUUUCCAGGCAGACCUCCUAUAAAGCAUAACACUGAUCAAUGUUGCUGUCAAUUAUUUAGUUCUUUACAGUGCCGAUUGUGACGGGGGUAUUAGUAUAUUGAACACCAUAAUAUUGAUCUUUAAAUGUUUGGAUUAUAUUUAUGUACAUAUGUAUUCUAUAUGUCUGCUCUCGAGGUAGUAGAAAAAACAAAUACAUGUAUGUAAAGCAAAUAUACGCUAUAUAAUAAUAAUGAUUUAAAUGUGACAUAUGAUAUGCUCUGUUGUAUAUGUUUAUACAUAGCAAAAACAGGCGUGAUAAUGACAUGUUAUUGGAAUGUUUUCAUUCUGUCAAUACUACACACAAUAUGUAUAUAAAUAUUCAAUUUAUCUCUUGCGAACAUGAUUUUAUUGCACACGUAAAUUGGAUGCAAUGUACAUGUAUAUACAUUGUGUACAGUUUUAUAAAUGAACAAUAAAUGAUGUUACGCAAAUGGAUUUUAUGAAAUGAGGUAGUUAAAUAAAAGAUAUUGUAAAAAAAUUCUUUUUAAUCUUUAAUUGUUAUUUUCAGCGCAAAAUGUAAACAAAUUUAUGAUACAGAAAAGAUGUUUGUUUGUGUUGAGUUAAUAUUAUAUGUAUCUCAUUAAGAAAUUAAAAAAACCAAAAAACAAAACACUAUUAUUAGAGCACGAAGCGUCCUCGAAUGAAAUCAUCAAUGAAAAUUUCAUUUUGAAGUGGAAUAAUUCCACUUUGAAUUGACACAACUCAACUGCUUUAAAGUUGACGUCUUAUUGCUCAGUUUGUGUCAAAGCUAAUUAUAUAUUACCCAAAUGUCGUUGGAAAAUAUAUCAUGAAAUCAUAAUGAUUAAAAUCUGAACAUCUUGGGAGUUAUACAAUGUGUUAUCUAAUGUGUAAUAGAUACGCCAUUUUGAGGUAUUCUUUUACACAGUCUUAACUUACAAUUCUACGAAAAAUGUAAUAAUAUUUUUAUAUUAAUUGUUAUAACAUGUAGAUAUGGCAUGAUAAACAUUAUAAUAUUUUUCAUAUAAAUAGUUAUAACAUGACGAUAUGGCAUGAUAAACUUUGCAAAAUUCAAUAAUUCAUUUUUUUUCGAUAUUCAAUAUUUAUUUUGUAUAGUUUUAAUAUAAUAUUCUAUACAGUAAGCAAAUAUUUAUUUAAUACUUCGAAAAAUUUGUUCAUAGAAAAAAGUAUCGGUGUGCAAUAAUGUUCCAUUUAUUUUGAAAAAAACAUUAUAUAUGCAUUCUUUAUUUCUAAAAAUACAUUGUAUAAUCGAAAUGGCUGCGUCAAUGAAGGGUAUAUGGAAAAGGAGAAAGCGUGUAGCCCCGCUUAUAAAUAUUUGUCAGUAAACAAUUAAUAUUCUAAUUAUACAAUAUAUAUUUUUAAAUAGAGAACAUACAUGUAGACAAUCACACAUAAAUAUGCUAUGAUUUGUUUUAGCUUGUAGGGUGCAUUAAGUGACAAAUAUUUGACAUCAUGGAAACAA
Molecule: messenger RNA, 2986 nt
Organism: Ruditapes philippinarum (Manila clam)
Lineage: Eukaryota; Metazoa; Mollusca; Bivalvia; Venerida; Veneridae
Exons: 1
Coding region: 132-851 (239 amino acids)
Source: RefSeq, a predicted model, not a curated record